ACUAUUCCUGGAUGUCAUUCAUUAUAUUCCCUUUUGUGAAAUCACCAGAUGUAAUUCUUCAGCCCAAUUACCACCUUGGAAACUGCUGGUCUUUUCCUGGAAGUCAAGGUGAAACUGUUAUCAGAUUAGCUAAGGAAAUUAUUCCAAAAGCUGUUACAAUACAACAUAUAUCUAAGAAAAUCUCCCCCACAAAUGAGAUCUCUAGUGCUCCCAAAGAUUUUGCUAUUUAUGGGCUAAAAGCAGAAGAAGAGGAACAAGGAACUUUCCUGGGUCAGUUUACAUAUGCCAUGGAUGGAUUCUUAAUUCAAACAUUCCAGUUGAAAAAUGAAUCUUUUGAAUUGAUGAGAUAUAUAAAGCUGAAAGUAAUAAACAACUGGGGCCAUCCUAAGUAUACUUGCAUAUAUCGGCUUAGAGUGCAUGGAAAUCCAAGUGCAUCUAAGAAUUCUGUAGAUGAUCAUGCUAAUAAAGGAUGAAGUGAUAGCAGCCCAAUGAUUAUUGUAAUUUUGCCAAGCUUCUCAUUCUAAACUAAAAUGAAGAAAUGCAUUCUAGGAAGCUGAUCUA
Thamnophis sirtalis is the source of this 561-nucleotide messenger RNA. Lineage: Eukaryota; Metazoa; Chordata; Lepidosauria; Squamata; Natricidae. The record is from RefSeq and is a predicted model, not a curated record.